GGCCAGGACUGUUCAAACAUUUAUUCCCGAAAACGACAUCCGUACUAGCUGUCGCCAUGCUCGUUUCUAAGAUCUUUGCCGUGUUUUUUAUCUUGUGUUCAGUGCAGUGUUGCAUAUGCAAACCAACUACACAAAAUGAAUUAACCGAGGGGCGCAGUAUCGUGACCUCAAUAUGGGGUUGGAUUACAUAUCCGUUUUAUUGGUGGAGCUCUGGGGAAGUAGAUCAGCCGGUAACUGAAAAACUUCUAGGGUCUACGACGUUAGACCCUAACAGAGUUUUAGACAUCAGAAGUCACAAUGUAACUAUUUGGUGUAACGACCAAACUUGUACAACGAUGAAGUGCGAUCAGUUGCAAUGUAAGAACAUUACUUGUAACAUUUACGAUACAGAUUUCCGAGGGGAAUGCAGAGAGUAUAAUAUCAUAACAGAGCCUGAACCUACGGUGACGAAGACACCAGAAGCUACGACGGAAAAGCUUGAAAUACGAGUACCCGCUAGCGUCAGCGAAGCUACUGUGGAAAAUGAAACUGAUAAAAUUUUAACGACAGUGGAGCAACCUCUAGAACUAGAGGCUGUUAUGUCGUCUACCGUUGACAAGGUAGUCCCGGAAAAUAUUUCUAAAGAAAAGGAUCAACCAGCAGAUGAUUCAAGGCAAAACAUUAACUGAAGAUGAUUUCCUGCAUUCGUUUUCCUAACACAAUUUUUAAGUUCUUGUACCAAAGAUAACUGAAGCUUGUCUUGCCUAUCAGAACAAUAGAAGGAAUGCGAUUAUUACAGCCGUAAAGCGGAAAGGUGAAGUAAGUUUAAUCCUACGAGACUUCCUUAUCUCUGAGUCAUUUCUAGAUAACGAAACGUUUAAGUUUGUUAAAUUCUUUUAGAUACAUUUGUGUAAACUAAGAACUAUUAGAUAAUGGUUUAGAAUUGUAAACGCACUGGAAAAACAUAUAAUUUCAUAAUUUAUUGACAAUGAAACGUGAAUCGAAUCAUCUUUUAGAACUUUUUUAAUAAAUGGUAAUUAAGUUUU
This is a messenger RNA of Spodoptera litura, 1025 nucleotides long. RefSeq lists its product as uncharacterized. Lineage: Eukaryota; Metazoa; Arthropoda; Insecta; Lepidoptera; Noctuidae. The record is from RefSeq and is a predicted model, not a curated record.